GAGGAUUUGUUUUGUGUAACAGAAGCGAAGCCUUCAGAAAUCGAGAAAGGCAUAUGGCAAAAUAUGGUCGAAUUAGACAGUACAUGCUCGACGAAUCGUAAACGGAAGAGGGAAGAAUAUUUCUUUGAUUAUGUAUAUGGCGCUGUAUCAACCAGAGACCACUGGAUAUUUACAGUCUUCACCUCCGAAUUGGAAAUGGCUGCAACAUCUCGAAGUCCACGACUAUUGAAUAUAAUAGCCGAAGAACCUGAUCAUAAACAGCUCAAGCAGCAAGUUGCGGAAUUGUUCGCGAUAAUCGGUGGCUUGCUGCAAGAUAAAAUUAACACUGCCUUGCUUGAUCCGAAGCAGAAGAGAGAGAGGGCACAGAAGCUUUUUGCAAGUAAGAAGCGAAAGACGAUUAUUGAAUAA
Molecule: messenger RNA, 408 nt
Organism: Paraglomus brasilianum
Lineage: Eukaryota; Fungi; Glomeromycota; Glomeromycetes; Paraglomerales; Paraglomeraceae
Source: the annotation of a GenBank genome assembly